Raphanus sativus (radish) is the source of this 524-nucleotide messenger RNA. RefSeq lists its product as uncharacterized. The record is from RefSeq and is a predicted model, not a curated record. NCBI's taxonomy places the organism in Eukaryota, Viridiplantae, Streptophyta, Magnoliopsida, Brassicales, Brassicaceae. The transcript has a single exon. Bases 119 to 325 code for a protein of 68 amino acids.
AAGACACUUACCCUCCCCCCCUUUCAACUUGAAAACCUGAACAAGUCUUAACACACAAACAUACAUAGUAUUCAUCUAUAUAUCUGUGGAGAGAGGAAAUAAAAAGAAGAAGAAUAGGAUGGCCAUCUUUUGUUUCCUUGUAGACCAGAGGAAGCAAGUCCGGGGGAGGAAGCCCGCCGCUGGUUUAUGCUCAAGAUGCGGAGGAGGAGCAGUGGUGGCGGACAUGAAAACCUCUACUAGAUUCUGUGGCGUCCCCUUUUACCGCAAAGCUUGGAAGGCCAUCGUCUGUCAUUUCUGUGGCGCCGUGCUCAAAUCUUACCAUUGAAGAUUGAUGAACAAACCAACGACUUCUCUUCCUCUUGUUUUCUACUUUUUUAUUUAUUUAAUUCAAGUUUGUUUAUUGUAACGAAUCAAGCUACUUGCCAUUGUAUGUAGCUUGAUUGCCUAGUACUCUAGAGACCCUUAUUGUCUGUUAUUCAGCUACUAAUAAAGUAUAAAAGAAUUGAGAUGGAUGAUAUAUGCAU